Molecule: messenger RNA, 7796 nt
Organism: Lingula anatina
Lineage: Eukaryota; Metazoa; Brachiopoda; Lingulata; Lingulida; Lingulidae
Cellular component (GO): secretory vesicle
Source: RefSeq, a predicted model, not a curated record
UGUGAAACAAAUUAAUGGGUUUCUUUGUUGGGAUAUUUUUAAAGUUUUGUGAAAUAUUUAGAAAAAAUAUUAAAUGUCAUGGCUGUCCUGGUGACAAUACUCAUUGCUUUCAAUAUUUCUGUCAAUUAAUUGCCUUCAUUUGCAUUCAGAAAGUAUAUCAAAAUAGAAAAAGUCUUUCGACCCAAUCAAUCGCAGUCAUGUGAUUGAACAAAAUGGCGGCGGAUUCCGAGUGAUGUACGCACAGGAACUCUUAUAUUACCAAUGUUGGAUGGCGUUUUUCAAAUAACAAACGUUUAUAACAUUUCACAAAAAGUCAUGUAAAUAUCGUAUUUUGAAUUAAGCAUGUCAAGUCGGCGAAAGAAGGUGGUAUCAAUUAGCGAGAGUGCAAAUCUGAUACCAAUAACCGAAGUGUUAGGGAAGUUUUAUGAGGCAGAGGAACAUAAAUGGAGGAGCCUGGACAUUGCAAAUGCUGAGAAUGGACAAGACAGCAAAGAAAACAACCCGAACAUUGAAGUUGGGAAUGUUUUGUUAAGGCACUGCAGAGCACUGAAAAACAUCCAGAGAUACUUUAUCAAUCUUGAAGCAAGGAAAUGUUGCCUACAUUUGACACCAGCUCAACCCACUACAUUUAGCAAUAUCAGACUAGUGAGAAGUGAUACUGCUGAUGUAUCAGUGUCAGAGAGUCCACCUCCAGUUGAGUCCAUAGCGGGAAGGGUGAAAAUAAUUACAUCUAAUUCUAAACUGAAUGAAAAGGAUUUCACUGUGUACAAACAUGCUAUUCUGUGUGCCCAUUUUCCUCAGUUGUGUGCACCGGACCCACCCUCCUCGCCCACUCCAACCCCUAACCCUUCCACCAGUUCAGAUACAACACCCGCCAAGCUUUAUAGCUAUGAGAACUCCACCGAGGGCUCCAUACAUUACCGAUCCCUCAGAGCCAUCAGUCCUACAGGGUUCUCCUUUGAACAGCAAGAUGAAGCUGCCUCAUUGGUCCAGCCUGACGGAAUGUGUGAAUUACUGAGACAAGCCUUUGGACUGGCUAAAGACAGAGCAAUGCAAUAUAAUAAGAAAGUAUAUGACAGUUAUGGAAGGAAACCACCUGCAAAGAUCUUAGUUGAAGAGUUGGUUGGCCAGCUGUCAGUGCUAGAAAAUAACAAACAUCCCUUUUACAAUCCUCACAACUUUUUGACAAGGAAUGCCUAUGACAAAUGGCAGCAGCAGCAAAGACUUGUCAUCACUGAAUUGAUCAAUAAGUUCUGGCACUUCUCGCUUCCCCCUCUCAGCAGUGGUCAAACGGUAGAUCUCUCACGAGUCCAUGAAGAAUAUGAGUAUCUCAUGAGGAGACUAAUCAGUUUUGAGACUUGUAUGAAGCAGCAGAAUGCUGGAACUCCGCAGUAUGCACGCUGUGUUCCCUACUCUGCCACUUCUGCCAGGAUACUCACAGAGUUUGGGCUCAGAUAUGGUGUGGGGGAGUUAUACAGAAGGAUAGUGUACUUGCAGUAUUUAGCAGAGAAUUUGGAGAGUGAGCCUUGGUUUGUGGAGCACACUACCUGUGUUCUCUGCAAUAUCCGUGACAUGCUGCCACAAAAUAGAGGAAGGGUCAUCAUGGUGAAGCAAGAGUUUGAGAAGCUUCAAACAGCAAUUAUCCAGCUACAUGGACAGUGUGGCAACUUCCUGACAAAAAUGAAAAGAUUGUUUCCUGAAAAUAAACCACAGAGUGGAGUAGGCACCAUCAUUGAGCUGUUGGAUAACAUCCUGAAGAUGAAGGUCUAUCUGUCUGGCAAGAAGCAGUCCUCUGUUGGUGACUGGCUGCAGCAGUAUGCUGAGGAAAGCUUUUUGGUUGCAUAUGAGAGACACAAAACCAUAGCUUCCACUGACCUCAAGAUGAACACUGUGCUGGAACCACUAUCUGCAAAACUGCUUAAUGUCAUUAUGUUGAACAUCAGGGAUGAAUUGAUUGAUUACCGAACAAAUUAUCAAGCUACAUUUGAAGAUUAUUUCAACAUCAGCCAAAUUGCAGCAGUUUCCUUUUAUGAAAAAUUGAUGGAAGAUGUUGAGGAUCUAUGUGAUACCACACUGCAGCAAACGGCUGGAGACGAGGUAGACCUGCUGAUGGUCAGCUUGGCGUAUAGACUGUCACAACUUGACCAGGACUGGGCCUGCUUCAUCAGACCAAAGUUUCAGAGGUGGAGACAUCCUUUUCUGCUUCAAGUUCUGCACUGGCUUUAUGUCCUCAAGGAACACAUGCAAACACUGGUGCUGGAAUCUGUGGCCACAGAACAGUUCCGAAUGCUCAAGCUAACAUCAGAGCUGUACCAGGCAGCAUCCCUGGCACCAUUAGGCAGUGAUAACAGCAGAGUGCACUCUCCCUCCAUGUUCUCCCUGACUCCAUCUGUCCACUCAGCCUUCAGCACACCACACCAUCUCUCUGGCAGUUCAUCAGCACACAGUACUCCUGGUAUAGAGGAGGAUGCGCAGUUGAAUGGACAGGCCUCAAGGAUUACCGUGGAAGCUUUGGUACAUGGAGACAGGAAGGGGUCAUCUCUCCAGCAACCACAGACUCACUAUGAAAUCUAUCAGAGUAAAGUGAGACAACAGAAUGACUUGGACACCAGAUCAGUGGAUGUGUGGCAGACUGACGCAUUCUUGCAAGGACAGGGUGGCUUUGUUACACCUCCAGCCAUGCAAGGGGUAUUGACUUUCCAGAAGACCAUACACCAUAGCAAAUCCCUUCCAACUCUUUUCACUUCAUCAGAUUAUGGUUCAGAUACAUCCGAUUAUUCGCCACCUUUUGGAAUGAAGGAUGACAGUAAUUGGAGAUGGUUUGGCUCUCCUGAACUGGAGACUCCAAAGGCGAACAAGUCAAAAAAUGGGGUUACAUUUGAGAAAGAUCCACAUUCUUCAGAAAGGACUCCAGUCAAUGCAGCAGACACUGAGGGGAUCAAAAGGAGCAAAGACAGCAACAGAAAUUUGACAGGCAAGACGGAUGAUUCAGAACAAGAAAAAGAGUUUGGUUUUCCACCUCUCACACAUAUUGCCCAUUUAAAACCUAUAGAUAAUCAAACUCAGAUGACAGCUCAUGAAGAUGUUCUUUCUUCAGAGAGUUUUGAGCAGAGAGAGCUUGCAGAUGCCAGGCCAGAAAUGAUGCCAUACUUUGAUCCAUACACCGGAAGCUAUGUUAGUAGGAGUAGCUUCACUGCAAAGCCCUUAGGGGAAGGCUUGCAAUUUAUCAGUCUUAGGGGGAAAAGUCAGUCACAAAAACCCAGGAUUUUAGCAAGUAAAGUCAACAGUGCUUCAACUGCUCAGAGACCAACAUCCAGCAGAAAAAGUAGUAGAUCACACAUUAAAAGCCCCACUACACAAAAGACCCAGCAUGGACUAUCAGAAAUAACAUUAGCCGACCCUGCCUACCACCUCCCCAUCUCUGGAUCUGUAUUUGAUGUGGUCACCAUGUCCCAGCGCUAUGUGACUUUUGCAAAGACUAUGUGCGACACCAUCUGCCCUUUGCCAGUGUUUGAGGAGCACACCCCACCACCCACACCGCUUGAAGAAAGCAUGGGUUCUUCCACAGCCAGUAGCAACCCUCUGGAUCCAGAGUUUAGUCUGAGAGCAGCAGCCAAGGAAGCCAUGUUAGGAAGAAAACAAGUGUACAAUAAAUUGUUACAGUGUGUCUCAAAUACAGUUUGUUUGUACGCAGAUAACAUGAUGUCCAUGGAUCUUUGUGCAGUGUUUGAGAAAGAGGGAAUAGAUUUAGUUGGUGUUGAGUUGAUUAAGCAUUUGAAGAAGCAGAGGAAGCAAGGUCUUAUAUGGGGCUGUAGACAUCAGCUGGAGGGGAUUAAGGAUUGCUUCUUUUACAUGAGGAAAAAUCCCAACAUACUGUCAGGAUCACACGAACCAAUUACAGAAAGUAUGUGUGUCAGGAUAAACAAUGUGACAGCCUUGCUGGACCUGUUACCUGACCUGUGGGCCAGGAUGUCAAGGGCUGUGGAAGCUGAGAGGUUGUUUGAAGAAAGAAGCAGGAGUGGAACUGGGGAGUCCUCUGCUCAUCAGUCCAGCUUUGGUGACAGCGAAGACAGGUAUUUUAGUUUCACCAGACAGCUGUCUAGUGACAGUGUGCUUUCCCAUGGCUCUGAGGUGACAGACGAGUUUAUCCCAAAAAUAGGGCUCAAGGUGAAAGAAAAGACUAAACACCACCUUCAAAUCAUAUGGAAAGGGCUCGUCAACAUACUGGCUUAUAGGAUGAACCUGUUCUUCAAGGAUGCCCUUACCUUGCUCCUGUCUAUACAGCGCCCUACAUUGUCCAUUGAAAAACAACUGAAGCCACUCAUUGACUUCUUCACUGACCAUUUGACCUCCCUGGCACAGUGGCUUUACAGGGACUCCUUCAGGAAGUUUCUUGAAGUUCUGUGGCUCUUUCUUGCCAAGGAUUUUAAUGCUGAGGUGGAGAGCCUAAAGUACACAAGCAUGAACUCUGAGGCCAUUGCAGAAGUCAUGCUGCAGACCAUAGCUUUCUUCAUAAAAUAUUUGAAUGAAGAUGACAGAGGAUUGGACCUAGACUUUCUGACCACGGAAGUGGAAAAUGUGAUUUUCAAGCUUCAGUUGUACACCACACCAACUGUAAGACUAAUGAGACUUUACCUACAGCUGCAGGCAGAGAGAAUGCAGGAUACUUAUUCACAAACCCCAGGGUCAGAAGUUCCCAACAAGCUUUUCAUUGCUCAUAUGCAGCAUGAUUUACAUGCUAUACGCAAGUGUUUCAGUGGACAGGAACUUGUGGACUGGAUUGUCACACAUCCACAAGCUCUUCACCCAAAGAAGAAACAAAGCCAAGAUUCCUCUGAUAGCAAUUACUCGGUGAGCUCUUCAACAGAAGAAAGUGAGUCAGAGGACAUGGUGGCCAAAGCAGGGCACCUGGGACAGAAAAUGCUGGAGAAAGGAGUCAUUUGCAGCGUGGAGGAAGACAUGUACAAAGCAGCAGCACGGGGUCGUACAUACAGUGAUUUCUCCAAUAUACACAACCCAUUUGGACAAGUAACUCUAGACAGUCGCCCAGCAUCAACUUUCAACAAAAGAGCCUCAGACAACAGCAGCCGUACAAACAAACCCAGUACCUCCAUGGGUGCAAAUUCACAGGGCAAGUCCACCAGAAAUCUGGACAAUGGCACGGGCAUUGCUGGCAGUGAUGACAGUGACUCAGAUGAAACUGUGAAAGAUUCAUCAUCAUCUGAAGAUGAAGGUGCAGAAUUUCCCCCUUCUAGCCAAGUUCCUAAGGAGACCUUAGUUGGGGUAGAAGUCCAUCAUGGUGCCAGAGGUGGACACACCAGUGAUAGCGGAAUCCAGAGUGAAGGGGACUGCAGCAGACCUACCAGUGGAGUAGGCGCAGCCAAGCUUCAUCACCUAGUGCUUCAAGACCAGAUUCCAGAGUACCUGAAUUCUGGAGAUCAUGCUGACACUCGGGGAGCAAGUCCAGCAUUGAGUCAGAGAGACAAACUGGUGGAGAACAUGGGUCCACAAGGCUCUGCCUUAGGGAGACACUCUGCCGAAUCAUUCAAGAGCAGUUUGAGCAGUCGCCCUGGUUCCUCAAGUACCAGUGACUUGCAGAUUUUUCAUGCAUCUAAAAAUCAUUUUUACUGCUUCAGCAACAUCUUUGACUCUAUUACCAUGGAUGAUUUUUGCGGCAGUUCUGAGAUGGCUGAGGAAAUUUUACUGUCUCUCUCAGAGGACUAUGUGGUGGUGUCUGGAGCCAAAGAUAACAAGCACAAGCACAUUCCUAACUUGCUUCAAAAAUGCAAGGAUAAAAACGUCACAUUGGAGUUCAUAGUAGCUGUCUUGUAUUCAAGACGCAAAAGGGAUGUUUUUGCCCGAGAUUUCCUGAAACUCCAUGUUCCAGUGGAACUUGUGGAAGGCAUGGACAAACCGUUGGUAAAACCUUUUUUUGGAUGUUUUGUUCCUGGAUAAAUGAUACUGUUUCCCUGAAAACACUUCAAAGUGGACAUUUUUAAGGCAUGGAAUAUACAUAUUUGAAAAUAUUGAAGGUGAUUGAACUGACUUACACUAACAGACAUUUGUAUGAUGUAUGCUUUUUUUUUUCAUAUGGAUAGAAUUUGGUCAAACUGAAGUGCAAUACAUUUGUAAUUGUUUGCACAGACCUUCAUAAGGACGUUGAGGUUUUAGCAGUAUUGUCAAAAUAUUUUGAUGCCUGUAUUUACGUGUCGAUUUUCAACAGAAGGGUACCAUGUGUUAAAAAUAUUUGUAAAAAUUCAGAUCUGAUUAUAAUGACUUCCUUUUGAUCUUAUAAUGCUUUCUUAUUUUAUUCUGUUAGACUAUAUGGCAUCAUCAAAACAAUUUAAACACUUAUUUCCCAGAAUAUUAGUUAUGUUUGAAUUCAUAAGAAAUGUUUGAACAAAGACAUUGAAGCAACUGCUACUGGAUUACAUGGCUUGAGAGAUUGUAAAUAAUGCAGGUCUGAUUUGAAGGUGCUUAAAAUGUUUAAAAAUCUUUUUUACAACACAUUAUUAUGGCAUUGUUUGUCUGUAAAUUGUAUUUUUCCGAAUUGUCAUUAUACCCUGGCAAUGCCAAAGUGGAUAUUGAUGGAAAUUACUGUCUGUGAUAUCUUUGUCUUGGGUUCAAGUUUACCAAGAUAAAGAGCAAAUUAUCUUUGUGCAAGAGGAAUGGAAUAUAUUUGAUAAAGUGCAAAUUAUCUUUGAGCAAAAGGAAUGGAAUAUAUUUGAUGUCUAUAAACCUGAACUAUGAACCUAACUCUCUUUUGAAGCAUUUGUUGUUGUAUCGUUUGUUAUAGUUGAACUGCAUUAAAAUGGAAAAGUUGUAUUAUGUAAUUAUUUUUAAAAAAAUAAAACUUUGGUACCUUGUAGUGCACAGAAGUAUUAAUCUAAGGCAGAGCACAUGUAGAAGAUGUAAUGUGGGUGGGAUGUAAAACUGUCGUCUGUCAAAAUUUAUUGGUGUCAGUUUAAAAGUAGAAGUUGUUGGUAAGCUUAUUUACCGUACAUUCCAGCACGAUUCUGUGAUUAAUUAUUAUAGUCACAUUUAACAUCUUUACUUGCAAAGAGGAUGUAAUCAUAUUGAGCAAUCUGGCAGGCGUACUUCCCUUAUAUUAUCCUUGAACUUACAUUUAACGUUAAAGUUUCACAGAUAUUAACAAUAUUUUUCCUGUAAGAUGUUGGAAAAGAUGUGCUAGUUGGAUAAAGAAAGGAGUUUCCUUCAUCUUCUGUUUUUCCAGAAAUUCAGUGGCUUUUUAAGUGAGGGGCAUGCUGGUUUACUGUGAUAUGAUCAUUUGUAAUAAGUUUUCUGUAUUUUGUGAAAGGUAAUAUGUUUAAGAGUCAACCGUAGGUUAACCACCUCAACUAGGUAAAAGAGCUAUUUCUGGAAAGCUUGCCAAUUAUGUCACUAAGUACAAUGUUACGACUUUCUCAUCGUUUUUUCCAGAGCUUAAUAUCAGCCAAGAGGUCUUAAAUGUUCAUGUUAUUAGCUUUAAAACAUUUGCAAAUCAAACUGUAUUAUAUUUAUAUUUUAUUAAUAACUGAUGUUUUGUGCAGUAACUUAUGUAUCAGGGAUAGAUGUUUCAGUUUGCAACGAAAUGUAGGUAGUAGAAGUUAUCAGAUGGAAUGAACUCCAUCUGAAGUCAAAGUUAAAUGUUCCUAUUGUAAAAUAAUCGCAAAAAUUUGGCUGUUGUUCACCAAAGUACAAAAAUUUAUUUUGUUUAUUGUAUGCUUUACCUUAUCAUGUUCUGUAUUCAGUUGGAUAAUUGAUUGCUACGACUAAAAUAAAGCGGUUGUACAAAC